Molecule: messenger RNA, 913 nt
Organism: Canis lupus familiaris (dog)
Lineage: Eukaryota; Metazoa; Chordata; Mammalia; Carnivora; Canidae
Product: ferritin heavy chain-like
Exons: 2
Coding region: 36-710 (224 amino acids)
Biological process (GO): iron ion transport; intracellular iron ion homeostasis
Cellular component (GO): cytoplasm
Molecular function (GO): ferric iron binding; ferrous iron binding
Source: RefSeq, a predicted model, not a curated record
CGCCGCUCCAAGGCCGCCGCUCCUCGGCCGCCGCCAUGACGACCGCGUCCCCCUGGCAGGUGCGCCCCGACUACCAGCAGGACUCAGAGGCCGCCGCCAACCGCCAGAUCAGCCUGGAGCUCUACGCGACCUACGUCUACUUGUCCACGUCUUACUACUUGGAUCCCGACGAUGUGGCUUUGAAGAACUUUGCCAAGUAUUUUCUUCACCAGUCUCACGAGGAGAGGGAACGUGCUGAGAAACUGAUGAAGCUGCAGAACCAACGGGGCGGUCGAAUGUUCCUUCGGGAUAUUAAGAAACCGGCCCGGGGAUCCCUGGGUGGCGCAGCGGUUUGGCGCCUGCCUUUGGCCCAGGGCGCGAUCCUGGAGACCCGGGAUCGAAUCCCGCGUCGGGCUCCCGGUGCAUGGAGCCUGCUUCAAAAGAAACCGGCCCUGGGAGACGGGCCGAAUGCGACGGAGUGUGCGUUACACUUGGAAAAGAGCGUGAAUCAGUCGCUACUGGAACUGCACAAACUGGCCACUGAUAAAAAUGCCCCCCGCUUGUGUGGCUUCGUGGAGACUCAUUACCUGCACGAGCGGGUGAGAUCCAUCAAAGAAUUGGGUGGGCACGUGACCAACCUGCGCAAGGUGGGGGCCCCCGAACCUAGCAUGGCGGGGAUCUCUUUGACAAGCACACCUUGGGAACCGGUGAUGGUGGGAGCUAAGCCUUAGGCUGUCUUCCCAUAGCCAGAGGCGGUGCAUGCAUGUUGGCGUUACCUGUACCCCAACUAUGAGGGUAAGUUGUACCAAAACAUCCACUUCUUUCAUUUGUACCAUUCCUUCAAAUAAAGUAAUCUGGUACCCCCCAAAAACAAACAAAUGAACAAACAAACAAACAAAUAAAUAAAGCUUUAAUAGCAAAGCAUUACAUUGGA